Molecule: messenger RNA, 2508 nt
Organism: Phytophthora infestans T30-4
Lineage: Eukaryota; Oomycota; Peronosporomycetes; Peronosporales; Peronosporaceae
Product: transglutaminase elicitor, putative
Exons: 1
Coding region: 85-2295 (736 amino acids)
Biological process (GO): negative regulation of transcription by RNA polymerase II
Cellular component (GO): PRC1 complex
Molecular function (GO): promoter-specific chromatin binding; aminoacyltransferase activity
Source: RefSeq, a predicted model, not a curated record
UCGUCGAGAAGAUUACAAAGCCUUCCUCCGUUCCAGGUUGACGCGCUAUCCCUUCCGGAUCUCUAGAUCGACUCUCUUUGCAACAUGGUAUUCUCGCCCAGCACCUAUCUCGUCUCCGCUGCCGUCGCUGUCGUGGCGCUGCAGAUGCAGCACGCUUCUGCCGCGUCGCUGUACUACGGAGUGACCACCGUGUCAAAGACGGCCGAUACGAUCUCCAAAUCGUCACCAUUUGCUGGUGGCGAAGUUCCUGACCAGGAUUGUGCCAUCGAGGUGGAGGUUGACCCGACGUUGCCGGACAUCACCACCAUCUCGACGGUGCCGGUGACUUACCCGGAGCUGCUUGCCAACUUGACUACGCCCCCUACCGAGCCGGUGCACACCAAGGUGGGCACUGUUGUGCUCUCGGCGGAGACUCCGAACACUGAUGCCGAUCAAGAUGCGUACAUCACCUCAGGCUCGCCGACCCAGGGCUCGACGGAGGUGAACCCGCCGGCUACCAAGACGGGCACUUCGAACGUCACCGCUGCUCCGUCCAAGACUGGUACCACCACUGAUACCACGACGCCGUCAACUGUCAAGGGUGGAGCUAAGCCCAAGGACUGCGCCACUGGGUGGGAGGAGCCGGCAACGGCCACCCGUAAGCUGCGCGACAGCGUUGUAUCGGGCCACGACCUCGAGGAGAACCUCGAGAAGAAGCGCCGUCUUGAAGCCUACGCGAACAAGGACAUCGCUAAGCUGGAGGCCUACUUUGGCACCAAGAUGGAGAUGACGUUGAAGGACUUGCCUACCCAGGGUGUGUUCACGCCUGCGCCGUGGCCUGCUCCGUACUGGCCGACCUACCAGGACAGCAUCAACGUUGUCUGGAGCCAGGGACAACCCAGCCCCGCUGAGAAGUACGCCAAGGCCUUCGGUCUGGACGUGAAGGAGUUUAUGGACAAGGUAUCCAAGGACAACGGAGUUGACUCGGGGAGCAAACGCAAACAGUGCCAGACGGAUGAGGGCUGCGAGUCCCUAAACAACGGCAGCAAGUGUGCUAUCCGUGACGGCAAGAGCUCGGGCUACUGUAUCCCGGCGUGGUUUGGUAUCUGUCACGCCUGGGCCCCUGCUGCUAUUCUCGAAGCAGAGCCUACUUGCCCGGUGACGUACAACGGUGUGACGUUCCAGCCUCUGGACAUCAAGGGAUUGAUCUCCAACGUCUACGAUGGCGCUGGCGUCGCAACUGUGUUCACUGGUGCGCGCUACAACGGCGGCGACGAUGGCGCCGAUGAGUACGGCCGCCACACGAACGCUGCCUACCGUGACCUGAACCCUGCCUACUUCCACAUUGCGUCUGCUAACAUUCUGGGUAAGCUGAACGCCACCUUUGUGGCUGACGUCGACGCCGCCGCAGAGGUGUGGAACCAGCCCGUGCGUGGGUUCAAGGUGUACGAGCAGACCGCUAUGUCGCUCGAGGAAGCUGCUCAGACGUUCUACGGCCUUGAGGAGUACCCGUGGAACGCCGCCGCCAAGAGCAUCGUGUACGUGAAGUCGCGUCUCUCGUGGAUCUUCGAGACGUACACGGACGGCGGCCUUGUGUCCUCGGGUGAGGUUGAUCGCUACACGACCGGCAAGUACUACUACUACUUGCUUGAGCUAGACGACGCUGGCGAGAUCAUCGGCGGUGAAUGGGUCUACAGCUCGGACAGUGACCACCCUGACUUCCUCUGGUUUGCGAAGUCCAAGCCUGCUGCUGACAUGGUGACCAGCAUUGGACUGAGCUACGCGGAUGUGAGUAUGCUUCUAAAGAAGUCGGUCGCUUGCUCCGACUCCGCUUCGGCUUCUGGAUCGGCUGGCUCGUCUUCGGCUUCGGCUUCUGCUUCUGCGGCAACCUCGACCUCGGGAUCGGUUGGUGCUUCGACUUCCGGCUCAGCCACGAGCUCUGCCUCAACUUCGACGGGAUCGACGACGGACGUGCCUUUCACGAGUUCGACCGCUUCGAACGGGGGUAGCGCAGCUACGGAGGUCCCGGCUACUGAGGCCCCUGCUACCGAGGCCCCUGCUACCGAGACCCCGGUCGCUACUACGCAGAACGGUGGCGCGACUACGGCUCCGGCCUCGACCACGGCGCCCCCCGCCGCGACUACAGCUACCCCGUCGAACAAUGGCGGCAAUCAGGGUGGCAACAACGGUGGCAACAACAACCAGAACGAUAACCACUACCAGCAAUACCAGCAGCAGCAGCAACAGCAGCAGCAGCAGUUCGAAAACAGCGAUCACCCGCGUCAAUGGUACCAGUCCUUCUUCCACUGGUGGUAAGUGGAGCUGCUGCAGGAGUGCCGUAAGUGAUAUUCAGUGAGAUAGAGUCACUUGUAUUUGUGAUGGUGUGAACACCGAGCUGUUAGCGCGUUACGGGUUCAGUCUCAAUGAAAGUUACCAUUGCAUGGCCAACUUCCUGCUAUCAAGUGUUAAGUAGCUACCAUGUAUUAACUUUUGUACCGUAGUGAUGAGCAAUACCGGUAAUCAUGCAUA